Messenger RNA from Physella acuta, 3637 nucleotides. RefSeq lists its product as uncharacterized. Lineage: Eukaryota; Metazoa; Mollusca; Gastropoda; Physidae. Gene Ontology annotation, molecular function: protein binding; ubiquitin-like ligase-substrate adaptor activity. Gene Ontology annotation, biological process: regulation of apoptotic process; intracellular protein transport; proteasome-mediated ubiquitin-dependent protein catabolic process. The record is from RefSeq and is a predicted model, not a curated record. Gene Ontology annotation, cellular component: Cul2-RING ubiquitin ligase complex.
AAUGGCGGCUUAACAACGAUGUAAACAAUCAAUUCAAUGGCUAACUUUCUUUUUAAGUUUGAGAUUUAAUUAUUUAGACUUGCUUACUGGUAGACACCUUUCAACCAAAGAAACUGUCUCUUUAAAAUGUCGUCAUACAUUAGAAGGCAGACGUAUAUGUUACCUGAGUCUGGCCCAACUAGUGGCAUAGAUCAGCAAAAUUUGAUGCGGCUGAAGGUCAAUAAAAUAGCUCUCAUACAGGAGCUGAGUGUGGAGCAUGUGACGGGUCCACUGCUGGCUGGAGGCGUCCUUGAAGAGAAGGAUCUCAAUCAAAUAGAAAGUCAUAAGACUGCUCAGGAGAAAGCAAGAACUUUAGUGGAAAUUCUACCUACCAAAGAUAAACAUUCAGAAUGGUACAAAACGUUUAGAGGAGCUCUUCUUAAUCCAGAGUCAAGCCCUGAAACUAAAAAGCGAUAUAAACAUCUGGUUGAUUUCCUUGAUAAUACCGUCAUCCAUCGACCAAGCUCCCAAGCUGGUAGAUUUAGAGAGAGCCGAGUGCCUGGUUUACCACACUACCCAGCUCUUCCAGGCAUCCACCAGAAUAGAGAGGAGAAAGAGAAUAGUGCCAACAGAGAUGGUGCCCCGGGAUGGCUUGUUCCUAACGACAGUCUUCAGAGGCCAUCAAACAUGACACUGGUUCAAGGAUAUUUUCAUCAAUGGCUUCCAACACCAGAUGACUUUAACUCAGUUAUUGAGAUAUCUUCAACUCACUUGAAAAAACUGGCAGAGUCAAUUCUCCCAGAAGAUAAAAAGCUGUUGGAAAAUGAAAAAGUUGUGGUGAAAAAGCUGCAACGUUUAGAAGUAAUUGAAAGUGCAUCAAUGAGAAAACUUCUGCCUUCUGGCUUUGAGUUAUGCAUGGCUGAUGUUGUUCAGGACAUCUUAAAUGAACCAGAUUUGUACCAUUUGUAUAUGAAAUAUCUGGCCACACUUGAAGCAGCAGACAUCAGGUUGGUCAAGGACUUGCUUUCAUCUUACCAGUCAGUUGUGCUUGUACUCAACAGCAUGACCUCCGCAAACACCAUAACUCAGAUCACCCAAACUGGUUUGAAGCUGUCCAAGUUUUUGAUUGCUUGUAACAGAUAUGAUGCUGCAGAUGCUGUCCUGGUUGGAGCCAUCAACUUCCUGAAACAAAGCCCAAGCCUGGAAAACUGGAUCCCUCGUCACCAGGCUUAUGUCAACCUCAUGCACGCCCGCAAUAUGGCCUACAGAUUGGAUCAGGCUCAGGACGCUUACUUUGAUGCAGUUCAACUGCAGUUUCAAAUCAAUAUGACGUCGUUUGGUCAGACAAUUGUGCAUGAAGGUGCACUGCAUACUGAGACCAGUCACAUGUUGUUGGAGUACGGCUCUAUUGUAUCGGCUCAUGGAUGGGCCAGGAGAGCUCUCAAGGAAGUAGAUCCAGAAGAGCCUGCAGCAGUGGUGAGGGCACUUUGUGUGGCUGUCGACUCCUACUGUGCUCAAUGGCUGGUCAAGAAGGCUGAACUCAUUGCUGUCUACCUUGUCCAAUAUGCCAGAUACAACUUUGGAGAAAGACACCCUUUAUUUAUUGAAGCCUUACUUCAUUUCUGUCAUUUUAAUAAUGAAUGCAAGCAGGAUGAGGCUGGAGUUAAUGCUGCCCAGGAUGUGCUAGAAGCUGCUUGGAAAACAUAUGGUUGUGAAUGUCUUCAUGUGGCACUAGGUCACAGAGCUUACAGCCAAGCUCUAAUGUGCAGACACCAGUUUGACACUGAGGACUACUACACACAUGCUAUAGAGGCUGUGAGAAUUGCUCGCUCAGUGUUGGGUCAACACUCUCCACAGCUGCAUUUGUUUCUUCACACACUAGCCUCAGCACUCCAAUGGAAAUCCUUGCACUGUCCAAAAGAAAUGUUUGACUCAACUCUCUUAUGGGCUGAAGCUGAAGCGAAACAAGGUCUAGCUCUUGUCACUGCAGCAUUUGGAGAAAUUAGCUUAAAGUCUGCCCAGUUUUUGCUUCUGCUAGGGCAGAUUUACUCUAAAAUGAACAGCCACCCUACAAUCAAGGAAGAUUUGCUAGAAUUGUCAGCGAACUCCAUGACUCAGGCAGUUGAUUAUCUCAAACUUUGCCAGCCAGCCUCUAGUCAUGACUUGUUAAUGGGGAUGGCAAGUCUUGGAACUUUCUACCAAGUAACACAAAAACCUGAAUUGGCCGUACCGAGGCUCAAGUAUGUUGUUGAACAUUCAGAAUCAAUUAGAUGGUACCAGAACUGGUUGCAUGAAAGUUUCCAGUCACUUCUCUCACUGUACAGGGCAUCGGGAGAAGAUAAGGAUGCAGAUCUGGUGCAAGUCAAGCUGGGUCAAUGGCUGAAACUACAUCCAAAGAACAAUGAAAAGAUGGACUACAGUGUGCUUCAAAUCAAACCCACAUCUUUUCAGUUAUUUCUGAGCAAGGCAGACAUCUGGGGGUCGGUCUUUCAGAAAGCAAUGAGUCUCCCAGCUCAGGUGACCAGUCCAAACAACGUUACGUACCUUUAGUUGUCAACUAUGUUUGGUAACCACUUAAGCUUUACUCGUUCAGGAGGUGAUGAUAUUUUCAACUAGAUUUCUCCUUUGAUAUUUAAAACAUUUACUUGUGAAAGAAGGAAGGCCCAAGUUUAUCAAAUGAGAAGUUGAACUAAAAUGAUCAGUUGGGACAGCAUCUUGAAUGACAGCACAUUUUAAUUCAAAUGAUCAGUUCGGACAGAUAAGAGCAAACACCAAACUUGAACUAUUGUGGGUCAGUUAAGUGGUACAAAGAAAAUCUUGUAUUCACUCAGGAGACUUGAUGCGUGUAUUUAAUCCACAUUUAGUCCAAUUAUAUUCAAACUGAAAUGGGCCUGUAUACAUUAUGUUUUACUUUAGCGUGAUGCUCUUUGAAUAUAAUUAGUUAUUCUGUAUAUUAUUUAUUUUUACAAGACUUAUUUAACUGACUUCCUCGUCAGUCUGUCUGUCUAGAUUGAAACGCUCGAGCGAAAAUUCUGACACUUCUAACUGACAGAUACGGUUCGUAAUUGGUACGUGGGUCAAGACAUGAAGACAAUGCAAUCUAAAAUUAAAUUUGACUUAAUUGGAUGCCUAAUUAUUUUUUUAUGAAUUAAUUAAAAUUUUGACCAAAUUAGUAGGCAUUUCUAUCCAACCACACCACACGCGUCAUCACUUUCAAUAGCGCGUCAUCGCGUUCAAUAGGCGCGCAAUGGUUUUUAGUCAUGAAACUAUUUUAAAUAAAAACAUGUAAAGUACAAAUUUUUUUUCAUAAAAAUCGUUUUAAUAACAAGCUUUUAUGUACUAAUGCACUAAAAAGUAGAAAAUAAAUUAUAGACUACUAUUUAAAUAACUAUAAAGAAAAGCGUGGGUCACUUUAGAAUCUAUUGGAUACCUUUACUAAUGUUUAGGAAGAGACCCUCGCUUUUUUAAAAUAGUUAUUUAAAUAGUAGUCUAUAAUUUAUUUUCUACUUUUUAGUGCAUUAGUACAUAAAAGCUUGUUAUUAAAACGUUUUUUAUGAAAAGCAAAUUUUAAUAGUUAAUUUUUAAAUGAAAUAAAGAAUGUUUUAAUAAUGCUGUGAUCUUUAUUGCACAAUAAUUAUAGAAUGUUGAAACAUUUAAA